AUGAAGCAAAUCCGAAGUUUGGAGGGGAAAGUGCAGGAUUACGAGACUACGUUGAAAGAGGUAGUAAAACAGGUCGACGGCCAAUCUGCCGAACGCAUUAAACAUCUACUCCAGAAGUACAACUCCAAUUCAGAGAAUGCGUCGAAUGGAAUGCCAGAUGCGUCUCAGGACCAGACUGGGAGGUCUAAGCGAUCCAGUUCACCUUCUUCCAUCGGGUCAUUGGAAGCGGUAGAUCGGGUUGAGGAAGACCUCAAUUUAACGGAAAGCUCCCGGGCAACUGGAUAUAUGGGCAAGAGCUCAGAGGUUACGUGGAUGGGCCGCGUGGAGGAAGAAACCGAACUGCGCAGUCGCGAUCAAUCACCACAAGCCAAACCCGAAGAUUAUACCACCGACAAAGUCGCUCCAUCCACGGUCAACUAUCAUAUCGAUGAUCUGGGGAUUGAUGCACCCGGACCAGUACAAAUGUAUUGGGUGCCACCUCAAUCGGUGGCAGAUCAUCUGUUUGAAACGUAUCUACACGCAGUUCACCCGCAUUUCCCUAUCAUCAACAAGACUCUGUUUUCCAGUCAAUACAGGGAUUUCUUCACUGAUAUAUCUUAUGCGGGUGAUAGAUGGAUGGCAAUAUUGAACAUGAUCUUCGCCAUUGCAACAGAAUACUUAUAUAACAGUGAUGAAGCACAACGGGGGGAUAUCAAAGACCAUCUCUUCUACUUAACACGAGCUCGAAUGCUAAGUAUGGGUGGCGAUAGUCUAUUCCAGCAUCCGGACCUUGAGCAAGUGCAAGUAGAGGGGUUGGUUGCAUUCCACAUGCUAUCUACAAACCAGAUUAAUAGGGCGUGGAGAAUCUCGGCUUUAGCAAUUCGGUCCGCCAUCUCCCUUGGCAUCAACCUGAAAAGCAGUUCGCUGAAAAUGUCAGGUGUAGCGAAGGAGAUACCCUGCCGAGUGUGGUGGUGUCUUUACACGGUUGAACAUAAGCUGGGCUCGAUGACUGGUCGGGCAACCUCUAUUUCGACCAAUAUGUAUACCACUCAACUACCCCUCCCCUUUGACGAAGAUCAUUUGUCGGAACCACCAGCUUCAGAGCUUCUUGAUGACCUUCAUAUGAGAGAGAAACGCGUGAACAUGGCCAUGACUAGCCCACACCUUCGGCAUCCCGACCGUCAGCAGACCGAAGAAGCAAAAGCUGGGCGCUCGUGGCUUCAAAGCCUCCCAGUCACUACCAGUCUUUAUUUCCUAUACCUCUGUGAUCUCACAGUUCUGAACCAAGAAAUCCUAGACCGCGUCUAUUCAGCAGAGUGUGCGACAAUAUCAUGGGAAGAGAUCAAGGCCACCAUUAAACGAUUGAAGGGAAAUGUCGAUGCGUGGUUAUUAGCUCUUCCACCCGGGCUGGACUUUACUUCUAUGAAAGAUGAAAAUCAGCAAACAUACUGGGCAAAGAAAAACCUGGCAUUCCACUAUUAUAGCACACGAAUCGUGCUAGGUCGUCCAUGUCUCUGUCGGCACAACCCAAAUCGGAGUAAAGAACAACAGAAACGUCUCGACCAGCGGGGAUUUAGUCACGACACGGCUGUGAUGACUCUGGAAUCGGCCAUGCAAACGCUUGAUUUGUUGCCCGACGAGCCGAAUUCUGCACAUCUAUAUCAGUUCGCCCCGUGGUGGUGUUUCCUCCAUUAUAUCAUGCAGACAGCAGCAGUGAUUAUUCUGGAGCUGUCGUUUGGCUGUGUGCACAUGAAAGACCGAGAAAGCAAUCUGGUUCAAUCAGCAAAAAAGUCCGUCCGGUGGCUUUACAUGAUGUCCAUGCAUUGCACGGCAUCAUAUCGUGCAUGGCAACUUUGUCAAAGUGCAGUUCGCCGGCUGGUGUCUAGCAUGGGAUACGACUCCAGCGACAUACCAGCAUCUCCGGAUAAGCAGAGUGACGAUCCCUUUGUUUAUUCCGCUGGCCUCGCAACGCCCACACAGCUUAAUUCAAUAAUAGCCAGUUUGCAUGUUUUGCCUUACAACGGUCAAGAUCAAUCGUCAACUCUUCCCGAUACCGAUCAUGCUGUGGAUCAUUGCAAUAAUGACUUGGACCUCCCGGAUUCUUUGGCAUCUGGAUUUUUAUCCAUGCCAAAUACCCAAGACCACACUGGAGGCGAUGCACAUUUCCCUUUGGACCCAAUUAGCGAAGCGUUCAUUGGUUAUUUCUUCCCUUCGCUUGACGGAGAUGACAACCUGGGCGGUGGAAAGCAUACAUUCUGA
Penicillium concentricum is the source of this 2238-nucleotide messenger RNA. Its product is annotated as fungal specific transcription factor domain-containing protein. The record is from RefSeq and is a predicted model, not a curated record. Bases 1 to 2238 code for a protein of 745 amino acids. The transcript is spliced from 4 exons. Gene Ontology annotation, molecular function: DNA binding; zinc ion binding. NCBI's taxonomy places the organism in Eukaryota, Fungi, Ascomycota, Eurotiomycetes, Eurotiales, Aspergillaceae. Gene Ontology annotation, biological process: DNA-templated transcription.